This is a messenger RNA of Scatophagus argus, 4598 nucleotides long. RefSeq names its product solute carrier family 9 member 7 (gene slc9a7). Gene Ontology annotation, biological process: regulation of pH; sodium ion transport; proton transmembrane transport. Gene Ontology annotation, molecular function: sodium:proton antiporter activity. Gene Ontology annotation, cellular component: recycling endosome; membrane. The record is from RefSeq and is a predicted model, not a curated record. Lineage: Eukaryota; Metazoa; Chordata; Actinopteri; Scatophagidae. The coding region runs from base 496 to 2634 and encodes 712 amino acids. The transcript has 17 exons.
CAGCGGUUCCAUCUUGGACCCUCCUCCAGCUGUUGUCCCCUGGUAACCUCCCACCUCUCACCCCUUUGCAUUACCAAGGCCACAUUAUCUAAAUGGGAUCUUAACUUCUACUUUAGUUGCAAAAGGCUGACUUUUGACGGCGAAGCACAGCCCAUGUGGAUUUCCUGUUGUGAGGAGGACGGGGCGCUGAACUGUAUAUUCACCAGAAUCCCAGGACAAUGACUCAGUAGCUUGUAAUCAGCCGACCUGGUGGUGGGAGACAGUGUGAUCUGAUCUCUUCCACAAGGACAGUGCAGUCUCACUCCGGAGCGGCUUCGUCGCCCUUUUUUUUGUUGCACCGCGCAUUGUGCCUUUAAAAGGUUGAACUCGCUGAUCUACGGUGUAAGAGCACUGGACAAUUUUCCCACUCGCCUCAGCUGUGCCUGUCUCCCAGCAGUGACAUGGCAUAGAGGCGGCGUGCUGUCAGCAGCAGCAGCAGCAGCAGCAUCCUGCACCAUGGACGCUCGCCGACGGUGGAAGCGGAGCGGAGCCUUCGCCGCGCUGGGCACGAUGCUGCCCGCUUGGAUAUUACUGAACGCGGUGUCAGGACUGAAGGCGGAGGACGACGCAAUGGAAGAACUUGUCACAGAGAAGGAAGCUGAGGAAAGUCACCGACAGGACAGCGUUAAUUUGCUGACAUUCAUUUUACUGCUGACCUUAACGAUCCUCACCAUAUGGCUCUUCAAGCACAGGCGGGUCCGUUUCCUUCACGAAACCGGACUGGCAAUGAUUUACGGUUUGCUGGUAGGUGUGAUUCUGCGGUAUGGCAUCCCUGCCACCAGCUACCACAACAAGACACCCCCAAGCUGCUCGCUGAAGGAAGGACCUGUCAGCACCCUGCUGCUUAAUGUCAGCGGCAAGUUCUUUGAGUACACCCUCAAAGGGGAGAUAAACUCCAAAGAGAUUCACAAUGUGGAGCAGAAUGAUAUGCUGCGAAAGGUAACAUUUGACCCUGAAGUAUUCUUCAACAUUUUGCUGCCUCCAAUUAUUUUCCACGCUGGCUACAGUCUGAAGAAGAGACACUUCUUCAGGAAUCUGGGCUCCAUCAUAACCUAUGCGUUUCUCGGCACUGCCAUCUCAUGUUUUGUUAUUGGGAACCUGAUGUACGGUGUGGUCAAACUGAUGCAAGUGGUCGGACAGCUGACUGACAAGUUCUACUACACUGACUGCCUUUUCUUUGGUGCCGUUAUCUCUGCCACAGACCCAGUGACAGUGUUGGCUAUCUUUAAUGAGCUCCACGCAGAUGGGGAUCUCUACGCUCUGCUGUUUGGAGAAAGUGUUAUGAAUGAUGCAGUGGCCAUAGUGCUUUCAUCGUCUAUUGUGGCUUACCAGCCCAGUGGAGCAAACACACACAUGUUUGAUGCCUCAGCAUUUUUCAAGUCAGUGGGGGUUUUCCUGGGUAUUUUCAGCGGCUCCUUUGUGAUGGGUGCCGCCACAGGAGUAGUCACCGCUCUCGUAACCAAGUUCACCAAGCUGCACUAUUUCCCGCUGCUGGAGACGGCCCUCUUCUUCCUCAUGUCCUGGAGCACCUUCCUGCUGGCCGAAGCCUGCGGGUUCACAGGCGUUGUGGCCGUGCUGUUCUGUGGCAUCACACAGGCUCACUAUACCUACAACAACCUCUCUGAAGAGUCCACAAAACGCACCAAGCAGCUCUUUGAGGUCCUUCACUUCCUGGCUGAGAAUUUCAUCUUCUCCUACAUGGGGCUGGCUCUGUUCACCUUUCAGAAUCACAUUUUCAGCCCUAUCUUCAUCAUAGGGGCCUUUAUCGCCAUAUUCAUCGGAAGAGCUUUCAACAUUUACCCGCUGUCCUUCCUGCUCAACCUCGGCAGGAGGCACAAGAUCAAGGGAAACUUUCAGCAUAUGAUGAUGUUUGCUGGUCUGCGGGGGGCGAUGGCGUUUGCCUUGGCCAUUCGAGACACGGCCACCUACGCCCGCCAAAUGAUGUUCACCACCACGCUGCUCAUUGUCUUCUUCACUGUCUGGGUGUUUGGUGGUGGGACGACACCCAUGCUGUCCUGGCUACAUAUCAGCAAAACAUUGCAGAAAGAGCGACGUCAGCAUGGAAAGUGGGCGUACUCCAGGGUUGGUGUGGACCCAGAUCAAGACCAGCAGUCUGGUGGAGACAGCUUCCAGGUCUUACAGGGGGAUGGCACCCAGGCUGAAGGUCAAAGUAAAACCAAACAGGAGAGUGCGUGGCUCUUCAGACUGUGGUACACCUUUGAUCACAAUUACCUUAAGCCCAUUCUGACACACAGUGGUCCACCCCUCACCUCCACUCUGCCUGCCUACUGUGGACCACUGGCGAGCUGUCUGACCAGCCCUCAGGCUUAUGAGAACCACGAGCAGCUGAGGGAAAACGACUCUGACCUCUGUAAUGAGGGUGACCUGACCUUCAUGUUUGGUGACACUGCCAUCACAGCCAACGGGGCGUCAGGGGGCGGGGGUGAUGCAGCCGGAGGGUCGAGCUGGAGUGUGAAUGGCAAAAGGAGUGGCAGUACCUCAGAGGAGGCACUGGAACGUGAGCUGGACUCCCGUGAGCAGGAGUUGCUGAGCCGUGGAACACGACUGGUUUUCCCCAUCGAGGAUCACAUCUGACCCUCCCAUCUUUUUGCUUGCAAUGUCAACCGACCCAGACCUGAUCCCCAGACCACCUCACUCACCCUCAAGCUCUCUCUACAUCCUGCUGACAGAGGGUCCAGUGCUUCAGAGAUAAGACUAAGUGGAGAUAUGGGAGCAGACAAGAAGGGAGGGUUCAGAGUGACUCUGAAAUCCCUUCUGACCUGGGAGCAGAGUUCAAGGAGCAUUUCAUCCUCAUUAUAGAGCUGGAGUAUGUUCUCCAGCAGACAUAUGUCAUCCAGUGCGUCCAGAGAUGAACUAUCUCUGUGCUUAUACUGUGAUUCAGUUUUACUGAUUGUUUCCUCUGCGCAAACAGGAGGGGAACCUUUAUGCAGGAUACAAGGACAAAAAGUCCUAAUGCAAGAUUCAGUCUGCACUUUUGAACAUGUGACACUGUAUGUUCAGCUAGAGUUGAAAAAAAAAAUAGAAUAAUGGGGAAGAAAAGGCUGGCAGCCCUCUCCGAUCCUCGUUUUAUCUUCUUCUGUAAUCACACCCCAUCUAGAUGCUGAAAUGAGGCCAUACUCACCAAACUUGAAUAGUUCAUAAAUCAGAAAAAAGUUCUCUGCUCAGUGUGCAUUAUCCAUCUGAAGCUGCAAAUAGACCAGUGUGUGGUAUGUUUGUGAGCAUGUUCUUCGUUUCACACAAAAGCAUCUGUGUGGAGGAGAUGAGGAUGUGAGGAGCACAGAGGACAGUGAAUGAAAUACCCUUUCAACCACCACAGCCUAUCAUGGGUAGAGUAACAGGACUGAAGAAUGUGAGCAUGUAAAUAGCUACAAUGCUGAGCUUUGUUCCUUUUUAGUGGGACUGCUCCUCAGUGCAGAACAUCCUGUGACUGUUACAAAUAGCACCUGCGUAUCUUAUCUAGAUCUUUUUCUCUGUACUGGUUUGGUUUUCACAGUAAUAAUGUGGGGAAAGAAGGGUUUUUAUACUAACUAUGUGUUUCUUAUGAUUUAAUGCUGAUUUCCCCAAACUUUAAAAACUGACACUCUAAUACAGUCAAUUAGCAAUUUUAGCACUGCAAAAUAAACAGUCGGUCUUUGAUCAUAAUUUGCAAUCCUUUGCAAAAAUUCUGUAUUGUCUACUGAUAAAUAUGAAAUUAUCUGAUGCAGUCACUGAUGUAUGGCUGUAGCUGGCAGUUAUGAUCAUCCAUUGAUGAAUCUGAUGAGUUCUUAAGUUUCUAAAAUUUCAGAAAAAUUUUUAAAAAAGGUCCAUCACAGCCCAAGCUGGUAUUUUUUUAAUUCCUUGUUUUAUCCAAUCAGUAGUCUAAAAUCCAUCCAAAGACUAAGUUAACUUUUAAACAUAAGAAAGAACAGCUAUGAGUCCUCACUUGGAGAAGCUGGAACCAGUGAAUAUCUGACAUUUGUGAAUCAGAUUUUGUGAAAUGAGACAUGAGAAAUGUUAUCGCUACCAAUGAUAAAGGAAGUGCUUGAGCAUGAGCACACAGAGGUGUAGUUGCCCUCUACCUGCAUCAACAGAGUUGACAAAAUAGUGUGUCUGGGCUAAGUCACUCCAAAUAUUGACCUCAAAUACCAGUCGAAAUGGUUAGGACUUAAACAGAAUGAUGAGGUGAAUUGGCCUCAUAAAUCACCAACACACAGAUAAUGUAUGGGUUAUUUUGUAAAUUUAGUAUCUCACAAGUAGUUUGUAAACUUUAGUUCCUGUAUUAUCGAAUAUAAACUAUAGAGCCAUUUUGUCCUGUUAAUGUUCAAUGCCUUGAUUUUUUUUAAUACAUAAAAGAUUGAGUUUGUGCAAUAAGAGUUAGGUGAUAAAUCAAAUGCUCGUCUGUUAACUCUGAAGCUAAAUAUGAAGUGACAGUCAGAAGUCAACCUUAGCUUAGCACAGAGACUUGAAAUAGGGGGAAAUGGUUAGGCUAGUUCAUGUAAAGCGAGCUAACACACUAUAGCACGCCCCCCCUACACACACACAACACACACAAAAAAACA